Messenger RNA from Talaromyces atroroseus, 1845 nucleotides. RefSeq lists its product as hypothetical. NCBI's taxonomy places the organism in Eukaryota, Fungi, Ascomycota, Eurotiomycetes, Eurotiales, Trichocomaceae. The transcript is spliced from 2 exons. The record is from RefSeq and is a predicted model, not a curated record. The coding region runs from base 1 to 1845 and encodes 614 amino acids. Gene Ontology annotation, biological process: fatty acid metabolic process. Gene Ontology annotation, molecular function: phosphopantetheine binding; medium-chain fatty acid-CoA ligase activity.
AUGGCAGCCAUUGUACGGAUCACGGCAUCAGAGACAUUCCACGGAAAGCAGGCCACCAUUGUCAGGCAUAGAGAGGUAGCGAAGUUAGAGAGGGAAUCCGAGCCAGAGACGACAGAUAGUCUAAUCCGACGCCGUGCAAAGCUACUCGGAGAUACUCCUCUGAUGUACUACCUUCAUUCCGGUAUUGAAUAUGUCGGCUAUAGCAUCCGACAGUUGGACGUGUUUGCCUACAGAGUAGCGCAGAAACUUUGUUCGAGACUUCCGGCACGAACUUCAUCUUCACAAAAGCCUAUCGUGGUGUCGAUCCUGGGACCGUCCGAUCUCAAUUACCUCGUUAUGUUUUGGGGUUUGUCUAAACUGGGUCACUCGGUACUUUUUCUAUCGACUCGUAUCUCCCUGGAAGCUUAUGUAUCCCUGCUUGAGAGAGCAGAAUCGAAGUGUAUCGUUAUAGAUAAGGAAUAUCAGAACACAGCCGACGAUUUGAGUGGGAGAACCCCUGGCUUCCAGGUUGAUUACAUUGCUCAAGAAGACUGGUACAAUUUCCCGAUCGAAGACGACGAGCAAAUUGAUACAAAUCUGACUCCUACCCUAGACCCAGUGCAAGAAGCAAAAUAUGUAUUUUACGGCGCUCCCUAUGCCCUGAAAAUCCUUGCAGAGACAGAAGAAGGUAUUCAAGCCUUAGCAAGGUUCAAGCUUGUUUUAUUCAGUGGCUCUCCAUGUCCAGACUCUCUUGGGGACAAGCUAGUUGCAAAUGGUGUACAUCUUAUUAGCCAAUAUGGCUCAACCGAAACGGGCCAUUUGAUGACUUCCGAAAGACCCCGAGAGGAUAAGUUAUGGGACUCUGUGCGGCCCUCUGAAGCUUUAAAGCCUUUUCUUCGGUUUGAGGAAAAAAGCCCUGGCUUGUACGAGUCAGUUGUCCUUGACGGCUGGCCGUCAAAAGUGACGUCGAAUAGGCCUGACGGUUCUUAUGCUACAGAGGACCUCUUCACAAAACACCCUGAUCUUGAGGGGUACAAAUAUUGUGCCCGUCUAGACGAUAUAACCAUGUUGGUGAAUGGAAAGAAAGUAAUCCCCCUUGCUCUUGAAGGCUCAGUAAGACAAGACCCUGCCGUUGCAGAGGUGGUCGUUUUUGGCGCACAGAGAGACAGUAUCGGUAUGAUUGUGAUACUCACGGAAGACGGCGCGGCUCUCUCCAGAGACCAACUUAAUGAUCAAAUUUGGCCUCGUGUAGAGAAGGCACAAACUGAAAUGUCGGCCUUUGGACAGCUCUCUCGAGAGAUGGUUGUUCUUCUUCCACCAGAUACCCAAUAUCCGCGAACUGAUAAGGGCACGGUGAUCAGGCAAGCAGUUUACCGCACUUUUGCUGAUCUAAUUAAGAACACCUACAAUGAUCAGGCUACGGGUGAGCUUUUAUGUCUCACGGAGCCGGAACUUAAGGAAUUCCUGCAGGAACAACUCCAAAUUAUCUUGUCUUCCAGAGCACGUAGUCUGUUGAAUGAGGAUGCAGAUUUCUUUAACAUUGGCAUGGACUCAUUACAGACAACACAACUACGCUCAAUCAUAAUUCGUCGAAUUGAUAGAGGCGGAAAAGAGCUUGGACUGAAUCUAGCAUUCGACCACCCUAGCAUCAAUGUGUUAGCCAAGUACUUGCUAUCGCUAAGAUCUGGAGUAUCAGGCGACAGCCAAUCUGUUGAAGAUGGCAUGAAAAUUCUGAUUGAGAAAUACUCUGUUUUCCAACAACACGAACCACUGCCAAAUGGCUUGCAUGGGCGUUGCGUUGUCCUUACAGUCGCUUCUGGAUCCCUUGGAUCCCACACCGCGGCCAAAUUGGCACUCCGAACUUAA